ACUCUCGCCGCCUCUCUUCCUCUCUGCCGGACACCGCCAUCUACGGUGGCCUCACCACUCAGAGAGUUUUGGUACUGCAAAUGGAGAAUCAAAUCCCCAUUGAGCUCUCAGCAGAGGCAAGCAUUCUGUUCCAAGAAGGCAUCAAUUUGCUUCUCUCUCAAUGGGCAGCGCUUCAGAUGGCCAUCGACAACGAGUGGGGAGGCCGUCAUUCUCGCCAGAGAUCCCAACAGCUCGCUCUCGAUAUUUUUUCUGGUCUUACUCAUACCCAACCAGAAGGGAGACUAUAUUUUAAUGAUUUAGAGAAUAUGCUUGAUGAAUUUAUGGUUUCUCUUAAUACUUGGAUUGAAGAUGGAAGCACUGAGGAGACUAAGGGGAAUCGCUCAUCCUGCAAUUGCUGCUGCUCCCGCAAUUGCCGCUCCUCCUGCAAUUGCCGCUCCUCAGUUUGA
This is a messenger RNA of Ilex paraguariensis (yerba mate), 446 nucleotides long. The record is from the annotation of a GenBank genome assembly. NCBI's taxonomy places the organism in Eukaryota, Viridiplantae, Streptophyta, Magnoliopsida, Aquifoliales, Aquifoliaceae.